AUGGUAAAUACAUCAAAUAUUUUACAGAUUGUACUCGAUGACAUACCACUUGAAGACUUCAAUGUAAAUCAUUUGAGGAAAAUUGUCGGUGUCGUGAGUCAAGAGCCGGUUCUUUUCAAUAACACAAUACUUGAGAAUCUUCGCUUUGGAAACGCUAACGCAAGUGACCGAGAAGUGCACGUGGCUCUGAAGAAAGCAAAUGCUUUGGGUUUCAUCGCCGAGUUUCCCGAUGGUUUAAACACUCUUGUUGGUGAUCGUGGCACUCAAAUAUCUGGUGGACAAAAACAACGAAUCGCUAUUGCGAGAGCCCUUCUCAGAGAUCCGCGAAUUCUUCUUUUGGAUGAAGCAACUUCGGCAUUGGAUGCGGAAAGUGAAGGAGUUGUGCAACAAGCAUUGGAGAAUGCAAGUCGUGGCCGAACAACGAUUGUGAUCGCUCAUCGACUCUCGACAAUCAAAAAUGCUGAUAAAAUUCUUGUGAUAAGCAAUGGGGAAGUUGUUGAAACCGGGAAACACGCCGAACUUUCUAAAAAAACGAGGACACUACUU
Messenger RNA from Mesorhabditis belari, 546 nucleotides. NCBI's taxonomy places the organism in Eukaryota, Metazoa, Nematoda, Chromadorea, Rhabditida, Rhabditidae. The record is from the annotation of a GenBank genome assembly.